AUGUUCGUCGUCCAGACAACUCACAGCAAGACCGGUCUCAAGCGGCCCGACAGACCCUGUGACAGCUGUCGCAGACGCAAGUCCCGCUGCGUGUUUUCCGAAAACGACAGCGUCUGCUUCCUUUGCCGCUUCCACAACUACGAAUGCGUAUUCAGCAAAGAUCCCGUGCCGAGAAAGCGACAGCGCAGAAACAGCGGGAGCAACUCUACCGCCGCUGCAUCUGCUGCUGCUGCCUCCUCCGCUGCCACCGACUCCUCUGCCGCUGCGCAAUCUUCCGCGCCCACUGCGCCUGAGGCAAAUACCGAUGUCAAGUCGUCGGCCGCAGAUGACAAAGAUAAGGAUAAGGAAAAGUCGGAUGCAGAUGAUGCGCUUGUCUCUGCAGACGUCAACUCUCCCUUCCCCGACUAUGAUUUCAUGCCCGACACCCUGCUCCAGAACACCCUUGGACUCCAGUGCCGCAGAUACAUUUCAUACAUUGGAACCUCGGCCGAGCACGAUCCUAUCUUGAUGGACUACUACGGCUUCGAUAACCGUGACCGCGCAUCCUUACCCGCAGUCGGCCCUGAUUUCCUCACCAAGCGGCAUCCUAAUCCCAGCGGGCGGGACGAUACUAUCGGUGGAAAUCUGGCAGAAGUCAGGAAGAUCCAGGAUAUCAUUGGAAACUUUGGCAGACAGCUUGUUGGCCUUUAUUUCAGAAUCGUCCACGCCUCUCUACCAAUCCUCCACAAGGAAGAAUUCUUGGAAAAAUACUACCGCAAUCCCUCAGAACUCUCGCCGUCUCUGCUCGCCGGUCUUUACGUGUUUGCCAUCAACUGGUGGACCUACGAUGCCGACCUAGUCCCUUUCCCUCGACCUCCGCAGUCUGCACUGGAAGCCCUCGCUCAGAUCAACCUGUACCGCGAAAUCGAUCGACCGACACUAUCUACCGUCCAAGCCGGCAUCCUUCUUCUCCAGCAUCAAACUUUCCGAAACCAAGUCACCAGACCUAGUCAUUCGUGGGCAAUGCUCGGAGAACUCGUGUCUGUCGCGCAAGAGGUCGGGCUUCAUAUGGAUCCUACCCGGUGGGAGAUCCCCGAAUGGGAGCGCGGAUUGCGCAAGCGUCUGGCUUGGGGUCUUUAUAUCCAAGACAAAUGGAUGGCGCUGACCUACGGUCGUCCGUCCAAGAUCCACAAGAUCAAUUGGACUGUCAGUCCGCUUGUUGACGAGAACUUCCCUGAUGACGACGGAGACGAGAACAACGGCAUGGUCAAUCGGGAGACUGGCAAGGUCAUGUUUAUGCAGCUCGUUAAUCUGACGAUCAUCUUGAGCGAGAUUCUGGAUCAGUUUCACAGUGCGCGGAACGAGGACCGAAUGAAGGGUAUUCUCGCUAAAGCCAGGCCUCUGCAGAUCCGCCUGAAGGACUGGUUGGAGAACCUGCCGGACUGUCUUCGGAUGGAGAACAUUACUCUGGGUGAGCUCAGUGCGAGCGGUAAUCUGCAUCUUGCCUAUCAUGCUACUCAGAUUGCGUUGUUUCGUCCGAUUCUGAGGGCGUUGAAACGUAUCGAUCGGACGGCGUCUCCUGCGUUGUCGGAGAUUUAUAUGCUCGUCUACCGAUCUGCGUUUGCAGAGUUUGUGUCUGCGGUUGAGUUUGUAAACAGUCUGAAGCAGGAACACAUCCAGACGUUUUGGUACGCGGCUUCGAAGAACAAUUUCGCGAUUAUCGCCACGUUUGGUGUCAUGUUGAUGCUGCUGGCUACCAACGAAGCCGACAAGAUUGCUUGCCAGGAAAAACUGGCAGAGUACCAGUGGACAUUAAAAGUGAAUGUCCGCGGAGCCGAGUUUCUGCAGCACGCAAUCUUGUGGGUCGAGGAG
Messenger RNA from Myxozyma melibiosi, 1851 nucleotides. Its product is annotated as transcriptional regulatory protein. The annotation marks the transcript as partial. The transcript has 6 exons. Gene Ontology annotation, molecular function: DNA-binding transcription factor activity, RNA polymerase II-specific; DNA binding; zinc ion binding. Gene Ontology annotation, biological process: DNA-templated transcription. Gene Ontology annotation, cellular component: nucleus. NCBI's taxonomy places the organism in Eukaryota, Fungi, Ascomycota, Lipomycetes, Lipomycetales, Lipomycetaceae. The record is from RefSeq and is a predicted model, not a curated record.